AUGGGCGACUCGAGCUACGACUACCUCUUCAAGGUCGUCCUCAUCGGAGACUCGGGCACCGCGCUGACCCUGCUCCGUCUCUCGCGCAGUAACCUUCUCUCGCGGUUCACCCGCAACGAGUUCAACUUGGAGAGCAAGUCGACUAUCGGCGUCGAGUUUGCGACGCGGUCUAUCCAGGUCGAGGGGAAGACGAUCAAGGCGCAGAUUUGGGACACGGCUGGCCAGGAGCGAUACCGCGCAAUCACCUCUGCCUACUACCGCGGCGCAGUCGGCGCCCUCCUCGUCUACGACAUCGCCAAGCACGCGACGUACGUCAACGUCUUGCGCUGGCUCAAGGAGCUGCGCGACCACGCCGACUCGAACAUCGUCAUCAUGCUCGUCGGGAACAAGAGCGAUUUGAGGCACCUCAGGGCGGUCCCGACGGAUGAGGCCAAGCUGUUUGCGCAGGAGAACGGGUUGAGCUUCAUCGAGACUUCCGCACUCGACGCAUCCAACGUCGAAUCCGCAUUCCAAACCAUCCUCACCGAGAUCUACAAGAUCGUCUCGCAGAAGCAGCUCGAAGCAGACCCCAUCUCGUCGCAACGUCCCGGCGCAGGCUCGACGAUCGAGAUUGCCCCCAGCGCGAACGACGGCGGCCAGAACCCGAGCGGCAAGUGCUGCUGA
Molecule: messenger RNA, 663 nt
Organism: Rhodotorula toruloides NP11
Lineage: Eukaryota; Fungi; Basidiomycota; Microbotryomycetes; Sporidiobolales; Sporidiobolaceae
Product: Ras-related protein Rap-11A
Exons: 9
Coding region: 1-663 (220 amino acids)
Biological process (GO): exocytosis
Cellular component (GO): recycling endosome
Molecular function (GO): GTPase activity; GTP binding
Source: RefSeq, a predicted model, not a curated record